CCGAGUGCGAGCGAGCCGAGCGCGGGUCCGCAGCCGCCGGCACGCGGCCGAGAGCAUGGCGGCCGCCAAGGUGGCUUUAACCAAGAGAGCAGAUCCAGCUGAGCUUAGAACAAUAUUUUUGAAGUAUGCAAGCAUUGAAAAAAAUGGUGAAUAUUUUAUGUCUCCCAAUGACUUUGUUGCUCGAUAUUUGAAUCUUUUUGGAGAAAGCCAGCCUAACCCGAAGACUGUGGAGCUGUUGAGCGGUGUGGUGGAUCAGACCAAAGAUGGGUUAAUAUCAUUUCAAGAAUUUGUAGCUUUCGAGUCUGUCUUGUGUGCCCCGGAUGCCUUGUUCAUGGUGGCCUUUCAGCUGUUUGACAAAGCGGGCAAAGGAGAAGUGACUUUUGAGGAUGUCAAGCAAGUGUUUGGACAGACCACAAUUCAUCAGCAUAUUCCAUUUAACUGGGAUUCAGAAUUUGUGCAACUACAUUUUGGAAAAGAAAGGAAAAGGCACCUGACAUACGCAGAAUUCACUCAGUUUUUGCUGGAGAUACAGCUGGAGCAUGCAAAGCAAGCCUUUGUGCAACGGGACACUGCCAAGACUGGAAAAGUCACCGCCAUUGACUUCCGAGACAUCAUGGUCACCAUCCGCCCCCAUGUGUUGACACCUUUUGUAGAAGAGUGUCUAGUAGCUGCUGCUGGAGGCACCACAUCUCGUCAAGUUAGUUUCUCCUACUUCACUGGAUUUAAUUCGCUGCUUAACAACAUGGAGCUUAUUAGGAAGGUGUACAGCACUCUAGCUGGCAACAGGAAAGAUGUAGAGGUGACCAAGGAAGAGUUUGCUCUGGUGGCUCAGAAAUUUGGUCAGGUUACACCCAUGGAAGUUGACAUCCUGUUUCAGUUAGCAGAUUUAUAUGAACCAAGGGGACGUAUGACCUUAGCAGAUAUUGAGCGGAUUGCUCCUUUGGAAGAGGGAACUCUUCCCUUCAAGUUAGCUGAGGCCCAGAGGCAGAAGGCCUCGGGUGAUGCAGCUCGGCCAGUUCUCCUCCAAGUUGCAGAGUCAGCCUACAGGUUUGGCCUGGGUUCUAUUGCUGGAGCUGUGGGAGCUACUGCUGUGUAUCCUAUUGACCUUGUAAAAACUCGAAUGCAGAACCAACGAUCUACUGGCUCUUUUGUGGGAGAGCUCAUGUACAAAAACAGCUUUGACUGUUUUAAGAAAGUACUACGUUAUGAAGGCUUCUUUGGACUGUAUAGAGGUUUGCUGCCACAGUUAUUGGGCGUUGCCCCAGAGAAGGCCAUAAAACUUACAGUGAAUGAUUUUGUGAGGGAUAAAUGUAUGAACAGAGAUGGUUCGGUCCCGCUUGCAGCAGAAAUUCUUGCAGGAGGUUGUGCAGGAGGUUCCCAAGUGAUUUUCACAAAUCCUUUAGAAAUUGUUAAGAUCCGUCUACAAGUGGCUGGAGAGAUCACCACUGGUCCCAGGGUCAGUGCUCUGUCCGUUGUCCGGGACCUCGGCUUCUUCGGAAUCUACAAGGGAGCCAAAGCAUGCUUUCUGCGGGACAUUCCUUUCUCGGCCAUCUACUUCCCCUGCUAUGCUCAUGUGAAGGCUUCCUUUGCAAACGAAGAUGGGCAGAUCAGCCCUGGAAGUCUGCUCUUAGCUGGUGCUAUAGCUGGUAUGCCUGCAGCAUCUUUAGUGACCCCUGCUGAUGUUAUCAAGACGAGAUUACAGGUGGCUGCCCGGGCUGGCCAAACCACUUACAGCGGAGUGACAGACUGCUUCAGGAAGAUACUGAGGGAAGAAGGCCCGAAAGCUUUGUGGAAAGGAGCUGGUGCUCGUGUGUUCCGGUCAUCACCCCAGUUUGGUGUCACUUUGCUGACUUACGAGUUGCUACAGCGGUGGUUCUAUGUUGAUUUUGGAGGAGUAAAACCUGUGGGAUCUGAGCCAGUUCCUAAAUCCCGGAUGACUCUGCCUGCUCCCAAUCCUGACCACAUUGGGGGUUACAAACUGGCAAUUGCAACCUUUGCAGGAAUUGAAAACAAAUUUGGACUUUACCUACCUCUCUUCAAACCAUCAGCAUCUACCUCAAACGUGACCAGUGAAGGCCCGUAAGAGGACGGACCUGGAAUGUGGCUAUGGAAUGGCUGCUACUGCAGUGAGAAGGUCCUGUCUCUGAUGAUGCAAGGCUUCAUGCCUUCCAUAUCCAUCUUUGCUUAAAUUCAGGUCAAGGCUUUUUAUAAAGUGAAAUCAUUCAUUGUAUCUUUUUGUAACAAGAUCAUGUGGAAUCAUUUCUAAUUAUUCUUUGGAAUUCUGCCCACACACCUAUGUUUGUGUCCUUCAUUGACUGGGAUUAGGUCAGCACUAAGAUGAUUUGGAGGAAGGAACAAGCCUGAGGGAAGUUAGAGAACCCUCACCUGCACUAGGCUGACAGUCUCAAGGAGACUGCUGAAAGGCAGGUUCCUAGAACAGUGUCCCAAGUAUGUUUAAACUGGUAGGAAACUAGGUACAUAUUUAUAAAAAUGAAAAAAAUACUGGAAGAAACACCAGAAAUAGCCAGCCUGGAUUCAAAUUUUAAACAUGCACAAAUUUUGUUUCUGGAUUACAUUAUGCAGCUUUUAUGUGAAACAUGUUUUUCUGUAAUGAAAACCACAUUGGAGAUGUUUAGUAAUCAUAUUCUGUUACUGGUAUCGAGACUACUAGGGAACAGUUUUUUCACUAGAAGGAAGUGCUUUUGGCAGUUUUACUUUAUAGACAGAGAAGCUGAGACACUGCUGGAUGUGUAAGUUUUGCGUAACUACCUGUAUGACACACAAGGUGAUCGUUGCCGAUUUCAAUAGUGUAGAAAAAUGUGCAUACUUUUAUUGCUGGUACUAUCUCUAAUCUCAUCCCAUCAUUGGCAACCAUUGACUUUAAAAACCAAUUUAUUUUGAAUCAUGUGUGACAAAUAUACUCUUAAGUUUUUAUUUAAUUUGGGGUGCCUUGUAUCAUGGACAGAGGCACAUGUGUUUAUGAAUAUGGAAAUAAACUAUUUUUAAAGCUA
Molecule: messenger RNA, 3011 nt
Organism: Jaculus jaculus (lesser Egyptian jerboa)
Lineage: Eukaryota; Metazoa; Chordata; Mammalia; Rodentia; Dipodidae
Gene: Slc25a13
Product: solute carrier family 25 member 13
Exons: 18
Coding region: 56-2083 (675 amino acids)
Biological process (GO): aspartate transmembrane transport; L-glutamate transmembrane transport; malate-aspartate shuttle
Molecular function (GO): L-glutamate transmembrane transporter activity; L-aspartate transmembrane transporter activity; calcium ion binding
Source: RefSeq, a predicted model, not a curated record